AAAAAGGAUUUGAAAAUCGGAUUAAAAGACAAAGGUACAACACUGUGUACUUCUCAUCUUUCAUGAGGGCACGAACUACAAUCCCAUGAAGCAUUGCAAAUGACGUAAUCUGAUAAAAACAGAUGGAAAUAAAAUAUUUUAAGUUUAUUGCUAAAUAUUCCAAUAUGUACAAAUAUAUAAGUAGUUUAAGGGUGAAGGGAGACCGACUGGAUUACGUCAUUCACUGUGAGAGCUCACAGUUUCGCGGGUUUCGUUGGUUGCGGUUCUCUGAUUGGUGGGUCUUUCUCUGCUGUAUUCUGGGUAAUGUAGUUGUUCACAAGGAAUUCUACAAUCAAACGUGAUUUUAAAUAAUUAAGUAGAAAUAACGCGGACUGAUGGCUUCCACAGAAGCAUAUACCAUCGGCAAACAACCUCGAAGCUUACGGUAGGUGUGUCUUUAAAGAUUUAUGAGUUAUUAUUGAAAAAUCAAUUCGACUAUGGAAAAAAUGAAUGGGAUUUUUUACUUCCGGGAACCAGACGGUUGCGCUCUAUUGUAAGGGGAAAUUUUUCUCUGGUCGGAAUACGGUUAUCUGCCUCGUCAGACAAAUUUAACUGGGGCUCGUGCCCAUUAAUUUGAGGUGUCUAGAUACUUUUGGUCACAUAGUGUAUUGUUAUUAUUUUAGGUGUAUUCUUCUGAUGAUUCAGACAGAACCACUCCCGCCCCUAUAUUUCAUUCAUUACGGUAAGCGAGUCCUCGCGACGUUGCCAUGGGAGACGCGGCAUCGCACGUGCUCUGUGGCUCGUGUUAUGAACAGGUCAUUUAAUAUCACGGGAAAUCAGGACGAUUUUAUGAUUCAGACGGAUUCCAGGAUACUUCAGGGACAAAAAUACUGCAGUCUCAUACGGGUGCAACAUGGCUGAAGAUCUACAAUAUGUGGAAACGCUCUUAUGAGGAAUCCUGCGCUCUCAAAAGAACACUUAAUAUUUAUCUAAAGAUCCUCAGGUUUACUCCUCUUUUAAUCCAGCAUGGCUGACGCCUGGAUCAAACAGUCUACGCAACAGUUCCAGGAAUUAUCCUUGAUAUCUUUCUGUUUUUCAUGGAGAAGCAGGAAAUAAGAUGGAAUUUCCUCCCUGUGCUUUUCAUAUAGUCACUACGAGAUAAUCUUGCUGUCUGAUGUGUGUUCUAUAGAGGAGUGCUGUGGCACCGCUGUGUGCUAGUUUAUUCUGGAGUUACCCAUCUUUGUGAGUUCUUGUCUGGGUCGAGGAGGUCCAGUUCGCUGCAGAAAUGCUCCAGACUAAUAACUACUCGCUGGUGUUGCUGAUCCAGCUAGCACUGCUGACCUUUGACCUGUUCGUCAACUCCUUCAGUGAACUCCUUAGGGCUGCACCGGUCAUCCAGCUAGUGCUGUUCAUAAUCCAGGACAUUGGUAUCCUGUUUAACGUAAUCAUCAUUCUUCUCAUGAUGUUUAACACAUACGUGUUUCAGGUGGGACUGGUGUCCCUGUUACUGGAGCGAUUCAGAGCACUGCUCAUGCUGUCCGCACUUUACCUGACUUUCAGCAUCUGCUUUCACUGUUGGGUCAUGAACCUGAGGUGGAUGGAGUCCAAUCGUUUCGUAUGGACGGAUGGUUUGCAGGUUCUCUUUGUCUUCCAUAGACUGGCUGCUGUGUUGUACUACUACUUCUACAAACGCACAACCGAGUACCUGGGAGACCCCAGACUUUACGAAGAUUCCCCGUGGCUACGCGACGCGUUCGCUAGAGCGAGACAGUGAGCUCAGAUAGUGAGAAACUACUGAAACUUAAGCCAAAAUGGAGAUAUUACAGUGUGGUACAAGAAAAACAUUACUGACGACAGUUAACAUCAAAGAAAUGACUUGUUUUUCAAAUUCUUUGAAUAAUGACCAGGAAUUUCAAGAAAACUAAAUACAUGCUUUGAGCAGGAAAAAAAAGACUGAUAAAAAACUGCUGAACUGCAAAGGAAAAAGCCUCUGAGCAGAAGAGCAAAUGGAGAUUUAAUCCCAUCUCUGAAAUAACUCAUGUUGAGGUCAACAAGAAAUUGGUGUGACCAUUGGAUGUCAAGGUGAAAACUGUAAUUUGAAUUUCUUUAAACCUCAUCAAGCAGUUUUAAUACAGGUAUUGUCUUUUUAUAGAUGACAGCAUGUGUUUCUCUUGCAUACACAGACGUUUGUAGCUAUUUUUCUGACCAAGUUCUUGGCUUUUCCAAGUUAAGUCUUUACAAUCACUUUGAAGCUGAAAUGUGCCACUAGUGCACCUUAUAAAUUGCAAAAUAAUGACUGUUUAUUACACUCCCCCAAUCUGCCAUUGGUCAGUCUAGCAGGUAGCUCCACCCUAAACUCACACCAUUGGUUGAGCCAAUGUUGUUAUAUCUGGGCUAGUUACAGUGGUUUGAUUGUACAGACGACCCAAGAAAGGUUUCAUAAACUUCAGUUUGCCUUUUGAGAAGUGGAGUUGGAUUUGGUUGGAGGAAUCACCAUUGUUUUUAUAGUUUAAUUUUAUAUGUUUCAACAAGUUUUUAACAUUUUGUUUGUAAAUGUGUAUUUUCAGCAAACUACUCAAAUUUUACGGAUGUCGGCAAAGCGUAAACAAAGUGCCUCAUUGUAAAGUCAUUACGGAAAGCAAAUAAACUGCGCAGUUGCGACAGCGACUGUGCACUUGUACGCUGUAAUCAUUUUCUUUUUCUGGCAAAUAUUGUACAUCUAUUUUGUGUCGUUGCUGACAUUAUAAUAAAAUCUUCCAUUGGA
Myxocyprinus asiaticus (Chinese sucker) is the source of this 2743-nucleotide messenger RNA. RefSeq names its product transmembrane protein 138-like. Gene Ontology annotation, cellular component: cilium. The transcript has 5 exons. Bases 1265 to 1753 code for a protein of 162 amino acids. NCBI's taxonomy places the organism in Eukaryota, Metazoa, Chordata, Actinopteri, Cypriniformes, Catostomidae. The record is from RefSeq and is a predicted model, not a curated record.